AUGCCAGAAGCGCUCGUGACACGAGCCGAGGUUGCGGUUGAAAACCAUACAGGUGAAUAUUGGAUCAGUGUGAUGCUCAUAAUUGGCGCAGUCACCUCCCUCGUUUGUGCGCCCAUUUUUGGCCACUUGAUUAAUCAAAUCGAAAAUAUUCAACGCUUCUAUCUACUCGGUUUAAUAUUGCUUCUCACUUCCACGCUAUUGUUCACUUUUGCCGAUUCCCUGCACUUAUACAUGCUUGCCGUGAUCACACAAGGUGCUUCCAUGUCGAUGGUUUUCGUGACUGGAUUAUCUAUAAUGGUUGGUUCCGCCCCAAAGGAGAAAAAGGGUUAUGUCUUUGGCUACCUGCAUACUUUUGUGGCGGCCGGGCUUAUCUUUGGACCCCUUUGCGGUGGAAUGAUCUACCAUUAUGCUGGAUACUGUGCUGCAUUUGGAGCGGUCCUUGUACUACUUGCAAUCAACCUCAUCUUCUGCUCGGCAAUAAUAGACAGACUCACUGAAACAAAGUGGCCGAAUGCACCUGAAAUUGAUGAUGAAUCUGAAACUGAAGAUUCGGAUGAUGCUACUGCAUACGACUUUGACGGAAGGAGAGACGACUCCUGCGAGACUCUCACAAUGUGGCAUCUUAUCCGGGAACCUCGGGUUAUGAUAUCAGCAACAUCCAUUCUAUCUUAUUUUCUUCUUAUAUCUGCUCUUCUGAAUGUUAGCUGCCACCGCAAUAUCUGUUUGGAAACUCGCUGA
Molecule: messenger RNA, 738 nt
Organism: Penicillium manginii
Lineage: Eukaryota; Fungi; Ascomycota; Eurotiomycetes; Eurotiales; Aspergillaceae
Product: MFS general substrate transporter
Exons: 2
Coding region: 1-738 (245 amino acids)
Biological process (GO): transmembrane transport
Molecular function (GO): transmembrane transporter activity
Source: RefSeq, a predicted model, not a curated record